UAUCGGGACUUAUAUUUAUAUGUUGGCAUGGUGUAAAGCUAAUUCAACCUAUCCGAACAGAAAAUCAUGGAAGAAAAGAGGUCAAAUAAAGGUAUUAAUGUAUCCGCCGUGCUGCUGGUCAUAAUUUCGGUGAUAUUCACCGCUACUGCUGUGGUUCAGUUUAUUUGGACUAAAGAUCUUCAGGAGAAGUAUGAACAAAGUCAAAGAGAAUUAGUUCAACUGAAGACAGAUUGUUUCAAAUUUAGUCUACAAGAAUCGCCGGAUUCUGUUUUGGUUCUUAACAACAAAGAGCCGGAACCUUUAGAAGAGAAAGAUGGGCGUCACAAGCGAGACCUUCAGCAGAUGUUAACAGACAUGAUGGUCGCCCAGGAGAAGAUUCUGUUAGCACAUUGUUUGAAUGAUACAGUAAAAUUAUGUGUACCAGGUGUUAAGGGUGAUCGGGGUUUCAAAGGUGAUGCUGGUUUACCAGGAACUCCUGGAAUACCUGGCGUACUAGGCUCGCAAGGAGCUAAAGGAGACACUGGGCUGCCAGGUCAAAAAGGAGAAAAGGGAAACCCAGGACCAAAGGGUGUGAAGGGCGAGCGAGGAACUGAUGGUUUCAAAGGGGAACCGGGACCUAAAGGUUCCGCAGGAUUAAAUGGCUUGAAGGGAGAACCAGGAGUUGCGGGCCCGAAAGGGGAACCAGGUCUGAGAGGACAAAAAGGUGAUCCGGGAUUACAAGGCGAAAAGGGGAGCCAGGGACCUGCAGGUCUUAAUGGAGCAAAGGGUUAUCCUGGUAUUGCUGGGCUAAAGGGGGAGAAAGGAGCUACAGGGCCACGAGGACCUCCUGGAAUACAGCUUCAAAAAGACUGCAUGUGCAUAAAGCCGCCGGUGAUAGACACAUUCGAGCCACUAAAUGAGACCAAUUAUUACAGACUCGGAUCUUUUGUUCGCCUUAUGUGUGACAGCAACUCGACGUCACCCCCUCCUACAAUCACAUGGUCCACACCAGAUCCAAACCCAUGUCAAAGCGUCUCAGAUCCGAACUAUUACAUCAACAGUCUGCAGCCCUCUCAGGUUGGUAACUAUACCUGUACGGUCAGCAACCAGUAUGGCUCCUCUUCAAAAACAUUUGUGAUCAAGAGUCAAGACCCAUCAGCUAUCUCGUGUGACUUUGAGAAUAAUGAUCUAUGCUUAUGGAAAACCAACCAGUCAAGCACUGGUACUUGGAAGGUUAAUAAAGGUCAAACACCGACCGGAAAUACUGGUCCUAACAAUGACCAUACAAAAGGAAACAGCAAUGGUGUUUAUGCUUACAUUGAAAGUAGCUUCGAUCAGCCGGGAUCUUUGGCUUAUUUGACAUCACCGGAACUACCGUCAUCUGGCCAGGCUUGUUUCUCAUUCUGGUAUAACAUGCAUGGACAAGAAAUAGGUUCCCUAAAAGUUGAAACAGUGGAAAGACUGAAAGACUGUUCGGAAUCGAUACAUGAUAAGUUGACAUUGGCAAAUGAUCAACUAAAUGUUUGGCAUUUAGCGCAGAUUAACAUACCAGCUCUAAGCAACCCCUAUAAAAUUGUCCUGAAAUCCAUCCGAGGGUCGGGUACCCAUGGGGACACAGCAAUAGAUGACCUGGAGUAUUACACAGGAAAGUGCAGAGCAAAUCUGAACUUGGAUGGUCCGGCUCAAGAGUAUAUUACUAGCCCUGCGAACUCGCCUCUUGACCUUGUUUGUAAUGUCACUGGUUCUCCGCCCCCUUCAAUCACCUGGUCUAAACAACAUUCAUGUGGCGGAAUCACCCAGUUGAGUACAGGUCCAACUUUACAUGUUACAACGCAUGCAACAUCCGGUGAUAGUGGAACAUAUAUUUGCACAGCAUCAAAUGGUCUAAGUAAUAUUACUAAAACUAUCAACGUAAAAAUAAAUGCCACCGGCUUUGAUGACAAAUGUACUUUUGACAAUGGUGAUUACUGCGGUUGGACGCAGCCCUCUACUGACGAUUUCGAUUGGACGAUACAUUCUGGGCCUACCCAGUCGGAUAAUACUGGGCCUUUAACUGACCAUACCCAGUCCUCUAGUGGAAGCCACAUGUAUUUAUAUAUUGAGACAUCUUCCCCUCGAACAAGAGGAGAUAAAGCGGAUCUCGUCUCACAUACACUUCCAGCUAACCAAACUAUGUGUUUUAAUUUUGCCUACAAUAUGUUUGGUGCAGAGACUGGAAAUCUGACAGUUUUCCUAGAGGAUCAGUGCACGAAGCAACGACGUCAAAUUUUCUUCAAGUCAGGCGAUCAGGGUCAAAACUGGUUCGUCACUUCAGCGAACAUACCUGCGAGCACUGUUCCUAACGACUACAAGAUAAUCAUUGAAGCUGAUGUGGGAUCGUCCUAUCACGGGGACAUCGGCAUUGAUGACCUCCAUAUAAGUGAUUCAUCGUGCACCGUCUCGGAUAUAGACUGUGAUUUUACUCACGAUACAUGCAAAUGGACGCAACGUCAAACGGAUGUUUUUGAUUGGACAAGACUUUCUGGUACAACUGUUUCUUCAAACACUGGACCUUCUGGGGAUCACACUACUCCCGGUGGAAAUGGCUUCUACAUGUAUAUAGAGGCUUCACAGCCCCGUAGUACUGGUGAGGUUGCGGUACUCCAGUCGCCGAAGCUCCCAGCUGGUCAAGAUUACUGCUUCCAAUUAGCAACAAAUAUGUAUGGUGAUACUAUGGGUUCAAUUGAUGUUGAUAUAGAGGACGCAACAACAAGUAGAGCAAACACGCUCGCACACUAUGCAACUGGUGAUACAAUUGAGCAAUGGCGGGAACGUAGCAUUUAUAUCCCGGCACAGACGAACAGUUUCCGUAUUCUUAUAAAAGGGAUGGUUGGAGCGGGAUUCGCUAGUGAUGCAGCCAUAGAUGACCUCCGCAUACAUAAUGGGAAAUGUUGAGAAAACAAUCAUAGUUUGAAUAAAGUGAUAAAAAAUGAUA
This is a messenger RNA of Ruditapes philippinarum (Manila clam), 2953 nucleotides long. RefSeq names its product MAM and LDL-receptor class A domain-containing protein 1-like. Gene Ontology annotation, cellular component: membrane. NCBI's taxonomy places the organism in Eukaryota, Metazoa, Mollusca, Bivalvia, Venerida, Veneridae. Bases 67 to 2913 code for a protein of 948 amino acids. The record is from RefSeq and is a predicted model, not a curated record. The transcript is spliced from 20 exons.